UAGGCUCUUUUGAAGGAUUAAGUUCAUCAUAACGCAGUUUAUAGCGAGCAACGUUCAAAAGUAAAUUCUUCCUCUUACUUCGUUCCGAUGGAGUAUACCUCGAGGAUCUCAAUGCGAGCGUGGGGACCUUUCUACAAACGGACAUCUACUGUAGUGCGGGAAAACACUGCCUUCUCCUCCUCAAAGGAUGAUCUCGACAGAGCUUCUCAGUGAUGCUGUCAUCUCUUGUUGAUGAUAGAUGGAGUCAGACGUCCGGAGUCUGUCUAGCUCAAACCAUAAGAUAAGAGCAUGGUCCAUCUUCUUUUCAUCGAGAACGCCUGCGCCGCCAUCUCUUAGACUGGUGCUCAAUACGGCGGGACUCUUCUCUCGCUGGGCACACUAGUCGAUCACGAGCAAAAUGGCAUUAUCUAUCUCUGACGCACUAUUCACCGCCGUAGUAGUGGAGAUCCUUUUAUAUGGAAUGUACACUUGCCUCUUUCUAGCAUCGACGUACCUUUUAAUAUUCAAAAGGGAGAAAUCCAAAGUGAUCAUCGUCAUGACAAUCUUGAAUGUGAUCAUGUGGUCCGUGUCGACGACUCAUGCCAUAAUAAUCAUCGUCAAAAUACGCCAGAUAUAUCUCCAGGGAGCCGGCUCGGAGAAUGGAGAUGAUGUUAUACGUGUUGUGAAUAACACAUCCCCAGGACUCUAUUCACUCUUAGGGCUAGAAACUAUCAAUUUCUUUAUUGGGGAUGUAAUCGUGUCAUGGAGGGCAUGGGUACUUUGUAACCGUAACAAAUGGAUACUCUUCGUGUCUUCAGCCUUGACGUUAGCUUUAUUCGCAACUGCUAUGGCUUCGCUGCUGUAUACAAUCGGCAGCGUACCCCUGCCAACUGCUACUUCUGAUAAAUCAUUUAAAAGCACCCGGGGGACCAUCGCCAUGGUAUUGACGCUGUUGAUAAAUAUAUGGGCCACGUCUGUGAUCGCUUAUCGUACCUGGGCUCACCAUCGAUCAAUUCGCACCCUGAUUGGUUCAUCCUUCAUUCGGUUUUGCAAGCAGCACGGCAUUCUUUCAUUGAUGAUCGAAUCGGGCAUAUUUUACUGCUGUACAUGGUUUGCUACUGUCAUUCUUCAAAGUGUCUCUGCAAGCAACGGAAUAUAUAUCUUGUUCUGCAUGCUUUCCCAGCUCACGGUGGGAUUCUUCAACUAAUGACUGGGACACCUUGUCCUCAUAACUCUUAUAGGCUAUCUACCCUACCCUGAUCAUCACUCUCGUCUGCUUAAAAUCGACGCUUGAUAUUACUAUGCAAAGUUCUGAACAGAUAACUCGAUCCCUGCAAUUUACCACAGCCUCCGGAUCUUCAAACCGUCCUUCUAUGCUUGCUCCACGGUCAGAGGUUGAAGUAGCGACAACGACA
Desarmillaria tabescens is the source of this 1394-nucleotide messenger RNA. RefSeq lists its product as uncharacterized. The record is from RefSeq and is a predicted model, not a curated record. NCBI's taxonomy places the organism in Eukaryota, Fungi, Basidiomycota, Agaricomycetes, Agaricales, Physalacriaceae. The coding region runs from base 398 to 1186 and encodes 262 amino acids. The transcript has 8 exons.